UUCCUGCUUCCGGUGUGUCACAUUUACACUUGUCCGUCACCACCAGCAACAAAACCACAUGUGAACGACACUGCGGCGCGAUGUCCUCCGCGUUAAGAGACCGAACCGGGGAGGUUCUGUUACCGGGGGAUGAGUUCUCCUUUGACACCGACGACACCAUCUCUCUGACGGGCCCCGUCAAACCAGAGAAGGUGGUGUGUGGACCGGGUCUGAGGCGGAGCGGGGACCGGCUGCUGGUGUGUAAAAGCGGCGUCCUACGGCACAAGCCGCCGAACAUGUUCUGGAUGGAUUCCCAGCAGAGGAGGUAUGUUCCAGCUAAAGGUGAAACCAUCAUCGGCAUCGUGACCGUAAAGUCAGGAGAUGUCUUCAAGGUGGACUUUGGAGGAAGUGAGCAGGCGUCUCUGUCCUACCUGGCUUUUGAGGGAGCAACUAAGAGGAACCGACCCAACGUGCAGGUGGGCGACCUAGUGUUCUCUCAGUUCCUCUUAGCCAAUCAAGACAUGGAGCCUGAGCUGGUGUGUGUGGACAGCUCAGGACGGGCCAAUGGGAUGGGAGUAUUUGGAGGAGGAGGUCUACUCUUCACGGUUUCUCUGGGACUUGUUAGAAGACUGCUGACCCCCCACAGCGAGAUCCUGUCAGACCUGAAGCAGCUGUUCCCCUGUGAGCUGGUGAUGGGAAUGAACGGCCGUCUGUGGGUGAAGUCCUGCAGCCUCCAGCAGACCCUCGUCAUCUCCAACCUGCUGCAGAGCUGCGACACCAUGACGGCCCAGCAGAGACGGGAGCUGUUCAGGAGGGUGGCCCAGGGGGCGCUGUAAGACCACCUGCUGCACCUGAACCAGCAGAGGGGGGGGGGGACACACUGUCGACCACAUGAGACCUCGGGUGCUCCUGCACCAGGUGUGCUGGAUCAGAGGGAGACGAGCUCCAGCUGCUGGGACAACCGGAUCUUCUUCAAGUCUUACAACCCUGAGAUUUACUUGAGGAUGAACAUCUUUGUGAUGAUAUGACAACAUCGGGAUGUUAUAUGUUUACUGGUUUUGAAGUAUGAAGUACAGUAAAGUCUAUUUUGUGACCACAUUCUUCUAGUCUUUGAAAACUCAUGUCCAAGUAAUGAUGAUUAUUACAAAGAAAGGUUGUGACGUUGAGCUUCCUACAUUUUUUGGAGCACUAUCCUUUGGUACAAGAUGACCUGAAAAUAAAUGUACUAUAUAAAUA
Molecule: messenger RNA, 1215 nt
Organism: Gasterosteus aculeatus aculeatus (three-spined stickleback)
Lineage: Eukaryota; Metazoa; Chordata; Actinopteri; Perciformes; Gasterosteidae
Gene: exosc3
Product: exosome component 3
Biological process (GO): U4 snRNA 3'-end processing; nuclear polyadenylation-dependent rRNA catabolic process; TRAMP-dependent tRNA surveillance pathway
Cellular component (GO): nuclear exosome (RNase complex); cytoplasmic exosome (RNase complex)
Molecular function (GO): RNA binding
Source: RefSeq, a predicted model, not a curated record